AUGCUGUUUCUCAUCCUCCUUUUAACAACCACUUUCCUCUGCACCUUGUCUAAUGCAUCCCCACCCGCUAAACGCGCCACCCUGACCCAAGUCGCCAACUUCGGGGACAAUCCAGCAGGGGUCAAGAUGUACGUGUACGUUCCCGACGCCGUCGUCUCGUCUCCAGGCAUCGUCGUCACCCUACAUGGUGCCUCCGGAAACGCACAACAACAGUUCCAGUCGACGCCGUACGCCAACCUCGCCGAGAAGUACGGUUUCAUCGCCAUAUACCCCGAAUACCCACAGGGCGCUUGGGAUGCCACGUCGAGCAAAUCCCGGCUUCAUGAAGGCGGAGGUGCGAGCCAGUCGAUUGCUAAUAUGGCCAAAUACGCUAUUAGUACUUACAAGGCGGACGCGAAUAAGGUCUUCGUGUCGGGUGUGUCUUCUGGUGGGACUAUGGCUAAUACUAUGGCCGGGACUUACCCCGACGUCUUCAAAGGUGUCAUUAUCUACUCCGCAGGCUCCUCGGGGGACCUGCGAAGUAUGUACCCAGGCUACACGGGCAGCUAUCCCAAAAUCCAGCUCUAUCUGGGGUCGAAAGAUACUAUUAUCGGAUCUUCGGCGUUUAAUACGAGCCUUGCGGCGUGGGCUCCGCUGCUAGGCUAUGAUUCUACCCCUGAUCAAGUGUUGGUGAAUACCCCUGUGAAGAGCUGGACGACUUAUGUACUGGGAAACAAUUUGGAAGGUAUCUGGGCUCAAGGGGUGGGACAUCCGGUCUCGACUCAGGGUGAGGAGGAUAUGAAGUGGUGGGGUUUUGCAAGGUGA
Molecule: messenger RNA, 804 nt
Organism: Aspergillus melleus
Lineage: Eukaryota; Fungi; Ascomycota; Eurotiomycetes; Eurotiales; Aspergillaceae
Product: alpha/beta hydrolase family esterase
Exons: 2
Coding region: 1-804 (267 amino acids)
Cellular component (GO): extracellular region
Molecular function (GO): hydrolase activity
Source: RefSeq, a predicted model, not a curated record